Dentiscutata heterogama is the source of this 276-nucleotide messenger RNA. The record is from the annotation of a GenBank genome assembly. Lineage: Eukaryota; Fungi; Glomeromycota; Glomeromycetes; Diversisporales; Gigasporaceae.
ACCAUGAAGCCAAUCUACGCCUUUGUUCUUUUAUUCACUGUUCUCACAACAAUCGUAUUCUUCGUUGAUGCAACAGUUUUCAAGCGUGAUCUAGAUUCAAAAGCUAAAACUGAAGCUCUUAGAAAACGGUACUGGAAUGAUUACGAUUAUGAUGGUGGUCGUUAUUACGGUGGUUGGUGGCAUGGUCCACAUAUAAACGAUGAAAGUUAUAGUCACGAUGAAUAUUUAAAUUACAAAGACUCUGAUAAAUAUAAUAGGUUCUAUUAUAAUGAUUAG